Camelus dromedarius (Arabian camel) is the source of this 6273-nucleotide messenger RNA. It is a transcript of the gene TUB, whose product is annotated as TUB bipartite transcription factor. Gene Ontology annotation, biological process: protein localization to cilium. Gene Ontology annotation, cellular component: cilium. NCBI's taxonomy places the organism in Eukaryota, Metazoa, Chordata, Mammalia, Artiodactyla, Camelidae. The record is from RefSeq and is a predicted model, not a curated record.
UGUCCUAAAGGGUCUGAGAAGGAGACUGUGACGGUGGAGAGGUUUUCCACAUCCUAAUGAAUCAGUGAUGGUGGUUUUUCUCUGACUGUUGCCACGGUGAUGGAGGAAGACACCCAGGUGGCUUGUGCUAGCUUCAGUGCUGAGCUGAGUGAAACAAGGAAUUGCAACGGGCUCCAGGUCUUUGUGUGCAGCCUGAACAGGACCAGCCCCCAAACACACCCCAUCCCCUGGCUGCCAUGGGGGCCAGGACCCCUUUGCCUUCUUUUUGGGUUUGCACCUUUGCCGAGACAGGGAUUUUGUUCCCAGGAGGCACUCCUCGGCCCAUGGGAUCUCAGCAUUCCAAGCAACACAGGAAACCUGGGCCCCUGAAACGGGGCCACCGAAGAGAUCGGAGAACAACCAGGAGGAAGUACUGGAAGGAAGGAAGGGAGAUCGCUCGUGUCUUAGAUGAUGAGGGCAGCAACCUGAGGCAGCAGAAGCUUGACCGGCAGCGGGCUCUGCUGGAGCAGAAGCAGAAGAAGAAGCGCCAGGAGCCCCUGAUGGUGCAGGCCAACGCCGAUGGGCGGCCCCGGAGCCGGCGGGCCCGGCAGUCGGAGGAGCAGGCCCCCCUGGUGGAGUCCUACCUCAGCAGCAGCGGCAGCACCAGCUACCAAGUUCAAGAGGCCGACUCGCUUGCCAGUGUGCCACUGGGAGCCGCCCGCCCCACAGCACCAGCCUCAGCCAAGAGGACCAAGGCAGCUGCAGCAGGGGGCCAGGGCGGGGCCUCUAGGAAGGAGAAGAAGGGGAAGCACAAAGGCACCGGCGGGCCAGCAGCACUGGCAGAAGACAAGUCUGAGGCCCGAGGCCCCGUGCAGAUCCUGACUGUGGGCCAGUCAGACCACGACCGGGACGCGGGGGAGACGGCAGCUGGUGGGGGCACACAGCCCAGCGGGCAGGACAUCCGUGCUGCGAUGCAGAGGAAGGGCGUCUCCGGCAGCAUGAGCUUUGAAGAGGAGGAGGAGGAGGAAGAGAACAGCUCCAGCUCCUCCCAACUAAACAGCAACACCCGCCCCAGCUCUGCCACCAGCAGGAAGUCCGUCAGGGAGGCAGCCUCAGCCCCCAGCCCGACAGCCCCAGAGCCAUCAGUGGAUGUUGAGGUCCAGGAUCUUGAGGAGUUCGCACUGAGGCCGGCACCCCAGGGCAUCACCAUCAAGUGCCGUAUCACACGGGACAAGAAGGGCAUGGACCGAGGCAUGUACCCCACUUACUUUCUGCACCUGGACCGCGAGGAUGGGAAGAAGGUGUUCCUCCUGGCGGGAAGGAAGAGGAAGAAGAGUAAAACUUCCAAUUACCUCAUCUCUGUGGACCCAACAGACCUGUCUCGAGGAGGGGACAGCUACAUUGGGAAACUGCGGUCCAACCUCAUGGGCACUAAGUUCACCGUUUAUGACAAUGGAGUCAACCCGCAGAAGGCAUCCUCCUCAACUCUGGAAAGUGGAACCUUGCGCCAGGAGCUGGCUGCCGUAUGCUACGAAACAAAUGUCUUAGGUUUCAAGGGGCCACGGAAGAUGAGUGUGAUUGUCCCCGGCAUGACCAUGGUUCACGAGAGAGUCUCUAUCCGGCCCCGCAACGAGCACGAGACGCUGCUAGCGCGCUGGCAGAACAAGAACACGGAGAGUAUCAUUGAGCUGCAAAACAAGACGCCCGUCUGGAAUGACGACACACAGUCCUACGUACUCAACUUCCACGGGCGCGUCACACAGGCCUCCGUGAAGAACUUCCAGAUCAUCCACGGCAAUGACCCGGACUACAUCGUGAUGCAGUUUGGCCGCGUAGCAGAGGACGUGUUCACCAUGGAUUACAACUACCCGUUGUGUGCGCUGCAGGCCUUUGCCAUUGCCCUGUCCAGCUUCGACAGCAAGCUGGCCUGCGAGUAGAGGCUGCCUCCUGCCCUUGGGGUUGCCCAGCCUGGAGUGGAGCUGCCUGCCUGCGGAGACCGCCCUGCCGACCCCUGUACCUAGGCCUCCUGGCAGACGAACCUUUGGUUCUCAGUGGGCCCCUGGGCCCAGCCAUCCAGAACUGGCUCUGCCUCCGCUGCUGAGGAUGGGUGGGUAUGAAGGGACCAGCGUGAAUUCUUUCUGUGCCCCAAGGUCAGUGUACCCCCUAACUCUUGGGCUAGUAUCCCGCUGCAGUCACAUUUGCCAAGCUGGGCAGCCCCUUCAGCCAGGGAGGCGGGAGGAGGGAACACAAAGUAGGGCUGCUGCCCAGAUGUCGGAUGAUGACGGGUCCCCAGCAGUGAGGGCACAGUGAGCGUGUGUGUUAGUGUGCAGGGCAUGUCAGCUUUACACGGCCAAGGGCUCAGUAGCCGAGCCUGGCUCUGACAACUGCAGAAAGUCCUGCAACUUGCAAAGGCCUCAGCCCGGCCUGGGAGGAGCUACAAGGGUGAGAAAAGGUGAGUGAUGGGACCUCGUCAGGACCGCAGGGGCCCCGUUGUGGCUGUGGGAAUGGGCUGGGGUGGGGGCAGGGUUCAAGUUGAUUUGACUUUGAUAGGAUUUCUCUGUAUGCACAGAGGUGGCAGGAGGCCAGGUGUCUUAGAGGAGGGGCCCGCGGGGCCCAGGCUCAGCACGCAGGUAGGGCAGGGAACAGGGCUACCUGGAGCCCCGCCAGCUGCCCCAGGAAUGCUGUACUGAGCAGCCCCUGCACAGACCUCGGGGCGCCAGCCCAGACUGCACAGGCACGAGUGCCUGGGGCUCCUGCCUGUGCUUCAGUCCCCGCAGCAGUCAGCCUGGGCCGUGGUUGCUGAGGGCUUGUGUGUGGUCUCCUUAGCUGGGAAUGGGAUGGGGGAGGGGAGCAGGGGAUAUCUUAGAAUCACAAGACAUCAGAGGUGGCAGGAUCCUUAGUAUCUAGAAGGUGGCGCUUGCCCUGGGUCCCCUGGCUGGGUAGUGGCAGAAUUCAGAACUUUAGCUCCCUUGAUUUCCUUGUUCCCACCCUCCCCCAAGAAACUGCUCUCUCGCUUUCCUGGGUCCGGUCUGCAUGCCGUUGUGUGCAUUUCCAGAGACUUAGAAAUGUCAAGAGUUGAUGAGGUUGAAACCAUUUCAGUAGGAAAUCGGGCAGUUCCCUGCUGAAAGCUGUCUGGUUUUGCAGUCCCCGAUCAGGCCAGGCCUGGGUCUGGCUUCCCCCCGCGGGCAGGGCUUAGCAAGGCUGCUGCCCAUCUUCCUCUCGGGGUGACACGUGGGCUGUGCGCGGUCGGGCCUGAUCUCUCCUCCUCAGGUGGCACCAUCUACUCUGAAGGCUUGGGGACUCCUGUGUUUUUGUCACUUACCCCGACCGGGGCUACUUGCCCAGAUGGAGAGCAGAAACUAGUGGGAAGCAGGCAGUAGUUCCUCACUUCAGAGCAGACAGACGUGCUUGGAAAAACUACAUAGGAAUUGGUUUUUUAAAGUCAUACUUUAAACAUGUUAGCGGGGCUCUGAGUGAGGUGAAGGAGUUGUUUUGACUUCAGUGGAAUAGUGCGCCCUCACCUCCUGGUAUCCUGGGUCUCCGGUGUGGCGCGCUUGGAGCAGGGCGUACCGGUUCUAGCAGGGGUCUGCCUGUGCCGGGGGCAUUCGUCUCUGUGAGCGAUCCAGGUUUUGUUCACAUGGCCUAGUUUCUAGACACUCGACCUGGGGCCAUCUUGAGGGCAUCAGCACUUGUACUGGAGCUGGUCCACUUCCCAGUGAAACACUGUAGGGCCGUCCUUCCUCCUUUUCUGUAGUCCCAGUUUGGCUCUUCCUUUCCUGACUUUGGGAGGAGAGACCUGCUGACAUUUGGAAUGAUGGAAACUAGGUGAUCUCUGAAGUCUAGUCAGGCUGUUUCUCUGUCUACAGUUUUAAGGUAGAACAAGCUAAUUUGGAUCCUCAUGAGAGGUGGGGUCCUGGUGGCAGAGUUGGAAAUUCAUCAGAAGCACAAUGGGAAACUUGCCCUCUGCUUUCUCCUCUCGUAUUCAGGACGGAGGUUGAAGGAGUAUUUUGGUGGGGUCUGGAAGGUGGGCUGAGAUCUCCAGCCCGGGCCUAGAGAAGGGGAGCUCAGCAACAGAACCCUCUGUUGGGCAGUGACAAGUAAGAGCAGUUGAGUCACCCAGCCUCACAAGGUCUAUUCUUAAGACCCCAUGCCUGGUGAUGCUGGCUUUCCUUGACCACUGGCUUCACAGCCAUGGGCCCAAAGACUCAUAAAGCUGCCAGGGCCCCUGGGGCUCAGCCUCUCCCAUAGUAAGAGUUCUGGUCCUUCAUACCCUCUACCCAGACGGUCCUCAGUUGGGCAGGGAACUUGGUGAUGGAAAGAACAGUCCCAAAGGGUGGUGGGUAGCUAGGACCUUAGGCAGCUUCUCUGUAACUGCUCCCAGUGCCACACCUCAAAACAAUGCCCCAAAACAGUUCCACAGAGCAGUGAAGUUCACUUCCCCAACUCUUCUCCAAUUUCAGCUUUUUUUCCCCCUUCUGGCUCCAAGGUGCUCUGUGUUUGUCUGUGUCUCUGUAUUUGGGGCAAAGGGCAAUCUGCAAACAAUCAACCGAGGUUUCCUAUUACGAUCAUACGAUCAUACGAUCAUUUCUACGGGUGAGUAGGAAAGGACUAAGGAUACAGGCAUGAUCACAUGUGGAUUUUGUUCAUUCAUUUCAUGCUCUUUGAUCCGAAAGUGUACCUGGUCUCCCAAGUCUUUCUGCCACGUUUCUGACUGGGGAGACACCAUCCAAAAAUGUUUUUCAGUUCCCGGUCCGCAUAAGCUGAGGAAACUGGUGUGUUGCAUGCAUGCUUUUGGAUGAAUUUGAACAUCUUGUAGUUGAACGUGCCUUAAAAAUCAUGACACCAAUUCCGAAGGAGCACGUAGGGUCCAGACCUGUGCUGAGGACAGGUGUUAGGAGCCCGGGAGCGUGAGCGCCACAGGCUAGAAGAGAACCUUUGGAGCCCACCUCCUUUAGUGACAGGGCAACAAAGCUGUAGAAGCAGACGUUUUUCUUUGCUCUGGAAAUAGCAAGGCACUUACCUCUAAAUGGAUUUACUGUCUAUUUAGAGGCAGUUGUGAAUUUAAUAAGCCACACUGAUGAUUUUACACUAAGCUGCCCAUCCUUUCCUUACAGUGGGGCCUGCAGUGAGGGGAGAUGCUGGGUUGGCCAUGCCUGUGGCUCUGUUUUGCAAGCACAAAUUCCAUCUAGGAGUCCCUGCUUUCCCCUUACUGCAGUAACACUGGCCUCCCCUCUCUGUAAGCCUUCACCCCAGCUGAGAUACCCCCGUCACCUCAGGAUGCCAAGAGCACACUUUUUUUCAUAUACUGAAUGAGUCUUCUUUCUUGUGGUGUCCAGGACAGAGUACGGCCUGACUCCCCUGCACUCAGCCCAGUGCUGGGCCCCGGCUUGUAGAACUGUAGCUGCCCCCAGGAACAGGCCAAAGGACGGGCUCUUGUUUGAGUGUACUGGUCACCUGUCCUUCCACAUCUCCAGUUGGCAGUUUUCUGUCAUCUCAGGGUAUGUGGGGAGAGGUUCAGCAGGAGUACUGGGACAGGUUUGCUUUUUUCACCCAAGUUGGGAGGCAAGUUAGUUGGUCUUACAGAAAGCACUACUAUACUUAGUGACCAAGUGAUUUGAGCAACAAGUAAUUUUUCUAGGUCUGUUUUCUCGUCUCCACAGUCGGGAGGUAGGACUGUUACAGCUUGCAGUGGGACUCAGGGUGAGUGGAAGUUGGUCCUUGUUUUCAUCACUUUCUAGCUCAUCACUGUGCCUUUUAUCUUUCCUAAGAAAGAUGUCACACCCCUUUCCUCUUCUAUUCUUCCGUCCCUCCCCAACCUUCACCAUUAAGGUCCAGGCAGAGCUGGAGAUUAGGCCGAGAUCUGAGUUUCCUAGAGAGGGACAGAGUGGCUUAGAAAGGGAAGCCCAACUCUGGCCUCUAAUCCUCCAUUUGGUGACAAAGGGGACUUAGGAUGGGUGAACCUUCUCUUGUUGGGAGCAUACAUUUAGCCAGUUUUCAUAAUGCCUAGGAUGUGUAUGUCUAUUUGCACAAGAUUGUCUUUUCCUAUUUUGGAGUGGUCAGACAUUUUAUUUUUGUUCAAAAUUACCUGGAGUUUUAGACAAACUUGCAAAACUGUGCUUUUAUUAAGUGACUUUUUGAAUAAACUCUUUGGUAUUCUGGAGCAGAUAUAUGUAUUUAUUGGUAUGUGCAAUGACAGAGUUGGUAUUUUCCCAUGUUGACAUCAUGUAUGUUGUAGAACUUAGUGUUUGUCUCAGUACAGACCCUAUACCAAAUUAAACUUGAAAUGUUUCAACA